UUCCUAUGCCACCUUCUUCUGAGUUGAUGUUUGAGUAAAAUGUCAGUAAAACUAGAACCACGCCUUAUUUUCGUUCUCUUUCUGUUGCGGUGUCAGUUUGUAAAUGGAGAGAUACCCUUUACCGAUCCGUGCACGGAUCAUAACGGGAUAACGGAUGAGCAAGCCAAUAAUGCAUUUAAGGACUGGCCUGAGCAUCUGAAUUUGGCUAGCGUUAACAAGACCCACAAGUGUUACGUGACCUGCAUUUUGAUAUAUUAUAAUAUUGUAGAUAACUAUGGAAAGAUUUCCCUUGACAAAUACUUUGACAACGGGUCUAUUGAUGAGUAUGCCUUUGCGCCUACACUUCUUCGGUGCCGCUAUGAGUACAGAAAGGAGACCGAUUUAUGUGAACAAAUUUUUGGUAUAUUUAAUUGUUUCAAACUACUAAGGGGAAAUUAA
Molecule: messenger RNA, 438 nt
Organism: Drosophila rhopaloa
Lineage: Eukaryota; Metazoa; Arthropoda; Insecta; Diptera; Drosophilidae
Gene: Obp57d
Product: general odorant-binding protein 57d
Exons: 2
Coding region: 40-438 (132 amino acids)
Molecular function (GO): odorant binding
Source: RefSeq, a predicted model, not a curated record